Acanthosepion pharaonis is the source of this 957-nucleotide messenger RNA. The record is from the annotation of a GenBank genome assembly. NCBI's taxonomy places the organism in Eukaryota, Metazoa, Mollusca, Cephalopoda, Sepiida, Sepiidae.
AUGUGUUGUUCUCUCUCUCUCUCUCUCACUCUCACUCUCUCCAUUUAUUUUAUCACCCUCUCUACAUUUCUGUUGUUCUCAUAUGUUGUUGCUCUCUCUCCAUUUCUGUUGCUCUCCAUCUGUUUUUACUCUCUUUCUCUUCAUUUCUGUUGCUCUCCACUUCGAUUGUUGUUCCCUCUCUCUAUUUCUGAUCUCUUUCUCUCCAUUUCUGUUGUUUGCCAUUUCCGUUGUUACUCUCUCUCUCUCUCUCUCUCUCCAUUUCUGUUGCUCUCCAUAUGUUUUUACUCUUUCGCACCAUUUCCUUUGCUCUCUAUCUGUUUUUACUCUCUUUCUCUCCAUUUCUGUUGCUCUUCAUUUCUGUUAUUGCUCUCUCUCUCUCUCUCUCUCUCUUUUAUAUAUAUAUAUAUAUAUAUAUAUAUAUAUAUAUAUAUAUAUAUAUAUAUUUCCGUUGAUCUCCACCUAUUUUACCGUUUUCCUCUUCAUUUCUGUUGCUCUCCACUUCGAUUGCUGUUCCCUCUCUCUAUUUCUGAUCUCUUUCUCUCCAUUUCUGUUGUUUGCCAUUUCCGUUGUUACCCUCUCUCUCUCUCUCUCCCCAUUUCUGUUGCUCUCCAUCUGUUUUUACUCUUUCGCACCAUUUCCUUUGCUCUCAAUCUGUUUUUACUCUCUUUUUCUCCAUUUCUGUUGCUCUUCAUUUCUGUUCUUGCUCUCUCUCUCUCUCUAUUUCCGUUGAUCUCCACCUAUUUUUACCGUUUCCCUCUCCAUUUCUUUUGCUCUCUAUCUGUUUUUGCCUCUUUCUCUCUAUUUUUGUUGCUUUGCAUUUCUAUUGUUGCUCUCUCUCUCUCUCUGUUUUUACUCGCUUUCUUUCCAUUUCCAUUGCUCUCCAUUUCUAUUGUUUCUCUCUCUCCAUUUCCGUUGCUCUCUAUCUGUUUUUACUCUCUUGCUUUCUACUUCCGUUGA